GAGUUUUAUAUGAGGUGAAGAGGGAAGUCAAGACACUCAAGAACAGAACAACUCAAGAUACAGGAAGAGAAACACAAUGAACGCAUAUGUGAAGACAAACACAUUCUACAUUUCAAUCUGGUUUUGGCUCAUUUUAGGUGUUGAAAGCUACAGUGGUUGGUCAAACCAUGUAUUAACUAUUUAUCCUGGAGGAUCUCUCACCAUCCCAUGUUAUUAUGACAAGAAAUACACACAGCAGAAGAAAUCCUGGUUCUCAGAGAUUGAUAAAACACACACAUACACAAACACAACAGAGCAGAAUCUGUCAGUAAUUGAUCAUCCUGAUCAGAGUCUCUUUACUGUGACUAUGAGAAACCUGCAGAACAAACACAGUGGAGGUUAUUAUUGUGUUGUGGAGACUGGAGAAAAAACAUCGAAUACAAUAUACAAGCCUUAUCUGAAGAUUCAGUCUACUCCUGAUGUAUCUUUGAUGAACAGCAGUGUCUCUGGACAUGAAGGUGGUGAUAUCAGUGUUCAGUGUCUCUACAGUUCUGGAUAUCAGAAUAAAGUCAAACGUUGGUGCAGAUAUAAAGAUCAGAGAUGUUACACAGUGGGGAGGACUGACACAUCCCAGAAUCCAUCAGUGCUGAUCAGUGAUGAUGAUGGGGGAAGAUCCUUCACUGUGCUGAUGACUGGACUGAGACGGACUGAUUCUGGCUGGUACUUCUGCUCUGCUGGAGAGGCACUGAAUCCUGUUCACAUCACUGUAACGGAGGCAGAACCAGGCAUUGUCAAUGACAAAGAUUUUUGCAGAAAUGAAACAAAAGACACAGAGGAGCCACAAAAUAAUGGACUCCUGAUUGUGUGGCUUCUUCCAGCUUUAGCAGCACUUCUGCUGUUCUUGAUUCUGGUCGGUGUUUUCACCUGGAGAUGGAGACGGAGACCCAAACAAGAUAAACCUCACAUCAGAGGGAGAAACAGCAGCAGAACCACUGACAUGGAGAAUGACAUAAUCUACUACAGCACUAUUGUUCAUGUUCCUGGGAGUGAAGCGAUGAAGUCUCCAGCAGGUGGAGCAAUAAACAGCAUAAUAUACAGCACUGUGGCUCCACACUGACAGCAACAAUGAGAACAACACAAGAACAGACCAAGAGAAACACAAUCAGACUGUCUGUCAUGAUUCUGCCUUAAUGUCCUUACUUUCCUCUAGUCUUGAGGCAGGAUCAUGACAGACCCGUGUUUUGUGUACAAGCACGUGGCCUUGUCUUUGGGCCAUGUGCUUGUGUUGUCUCGUUCCUUUGCCCCGCCCCCCUUGUUAUCCUAGUUUUGUCGUGAUUGCCUUAUCUGUGCCACCUGUUGUGUCUUGAUUAGUUUUCCUAUUUAUAUCCCUUAGUGUGCUCUGUCUUUUGUCGGUUCAUUGUUUCUACAGAAUUGUUUACAUAUUAGCUUGUGAGAUGUUGUAUUGUUACCCCUUGAAGAAGUCUCUGUAUUUCCCGUGAGUGUUUGUCUGUAGUUAGUUUUCUAGUGUUUUGAGUUUGUUUAUCGUGUCAACCCAGUCCUGCUAAGUUAUUUAGUCUCUGCCCUAGUCGUUGUUUCCCCCCUCGUGGGUUUUGUUUUCCCCUUUUGUCUUUAAUAAACCCUCUGUGUAUUGUAAAUGAAUGCACAGUUCACAACUAGCCUACUCUGUCAAAAAGUGAUCAAAUGGGAUUUUUUUUCUUAGCAGUAUGUAAUUCUACAUAUUGUUUUAUAGACUCGGUUUAAUUUCUUCAAUGUAAAAAUAAUUUUUUGCUUACUUGUAAAGUAUUGCUUUCUGUAACUUGCAUUAUUAUAAACACCUGCAUAUCUAAAAUAAAGUAGUGCAGUUGAAUGUGUGAAGAAAUAAUGACUAAUUUCCUUGAUUGACUGUCAUUGAUCUCGUCUGAAUGUUCAAGUGUUGCUUGUUCUUGUGUGUUUUUGCGGUUGUGUCACCUUUGUAUUCUUUUAUUAUCUUUUACAGGAAACUGUGCAGGCACAGUACUUAUGUUUUUAUGUACUUGAUAUUUUUUAGAUAAUAUAACAGACUGGAUAUACUCAGAUAUGUUGCGAUAUUUCACUGCUAUUAAUUGUUAUAAAAUUCUUUCAUAUUUUAAAAACAUGGACAAUUAAAAUUUCUUUAAUCAUCAGUUAUUUUAUUAAUCCUAUUUGCUUUUUCAAAAUUAUUUUAUACCAACCCCCAUGAAACCUCAGUUGGAAAAAUGAUUAAACACCAUAAUAAAAAUGUAAACUUAAACUAACACUUACAGU
Carassius gibelio (silver crucian carp) is the source of this 2262-nucleotide messenger RNA. RefSeq names its product CMRF35-like molecule 5. The transcript has 8 exons. The record is from RefSeq and is a predicted model, not a curated record. Bases 77 to 1096 code for a protein of 339 amino acids. NCBI's taxonomy places the organism in Eukaryota, Metazoa, Chordata, Actinopteri, Cypriniformes, Cyprinidae.